Molecule: messenger RNA, 1578 nt
Organism: Eimeria tenella
Lineage: Eukaryota; Apicomplexa; Conoidasida; Eucoccidiorida; Eimeriidae
Exons: 3
Coding region: 1-1578 (525 amino acids)
Source: RefSeq, a predicted model, not a curated record
AUGCUAGCAGCAGCAGCAGAGGGGCUCCCCCGGAGCCCCUCGCAGCUGCAGCAGCAGCAACAGCAGCAGCAACAGCAGCAGCAGCAGCAGCGGCAGUGUGAGCAGCAAGAGCGACGGCCCCGCCGGCCGCUGCGCCUCCUGCUACUCCUACUGCAGCUGCCGCAGCUGCUGCUGCUGCUGCUGUUGCUGCUGCGAGCCGCAGCAGCAGAAGGCACUCCAUAUGACCCUUAUACAGUAGCAGCAGCUGUGGGGCCCCACAGCCACCUUAACUAUUACCCGCCGCCGCCGUACAACCCUGCGCAUGCAGCUGAGCAGCAGCUGCGGCAGCUGCAGCAGCUGCAGCAGCAGGAGCAGCAGCUGCGGCAGCAGGAGCAGCAGCUGCGGGAGCUGCAGCAGCAGGAGCUGGAGCUGCAGCGGCAGCAGCAGCAGGAGAUGCAGCUGCGGCAGCUGCAGCUGCAGCAGCAGCAGCUGCCCAGCAGUCCCUUCCCGCCCCCCUACGAAUACGGCUUUGGUGCUGCUGCUGCUCCUGCUGCAGCUGCUCCCGCUGCUGCGCCCACCGCAGCAGCAGCAGCAGCAGCAGCAGCGGGGCGGCUGCCGCCGUACGUGCCGCAGCCGUUUAACUACACAAGAGAGUUUUUAAAAUCUUUAGCAGCAAUUAAAAAAAUAAAAAAUAAAAAAAUAAAUAAAGUUUUUUCUCUUUUGAAAGAACUCAAAUCCACAACUGCCGGUACUGUCUUUGAAGACCACGAGGUCAAGGUGCUUUUAAUUUGGAAAAAAAGAAAAGGAGACUUUGGGGUGUCUGUGUCCUUUGUGAGUUUGCCUGUGGGGAGCGAGGUGUCUGUACAGCAGCUGCUGCAGCAGUUUUUGCUGAACGCUGCAGCAGCAGCAGCGGCAGCAGCAGCAGGCGGCUGCAGCAGCGCCUGGCUCGCGCUUUCUCUCAAAGUUGAAGCUCGAGAAAGAAAAGAAAAAAAUAAAUUUUUCCAAAUUAAAAAAAAACAAAUUCAAAUGUCUCUUCGUCUCUUCGACGAAAUUCGAAUUAUUUUCGAAGACUUGCCCACUAGCUUCCGCAUGCUGGAGCUGAAGCCUGUGUCUGUAUGGCGACACAUAUCCCCCUCGCUGGGUGCGUACGAAGACGGGCCAGUUUUGUACAACUUCAGCAGCAGCAGCAGCAGCAGCAGCAGCAGCAGCAGCGGGGGCAGUGUGAUGAGGGAAAUAAGGCUUGGGAAGGGGAGCUCUCCCACGCUGCACCGUCUGGCUGAGGUGUACGUACACCGCGCGCUGCUGCUGCUGCGGGGCUGCAGCAUUCGCAAAAGCGCCAUUUUCCCUUCUUUUGCAAUUGUUGCAAAAAGCCAAGAAAGAGUUUUUGUUUUGCCUCUUGAGGACUUGAAAGUGCCCCUCAGGGCCCUCCAUUGGGCCCUCAAAGAAGCAGAAAAAGAAAAAGAAAAAGAAAAUGAAAAAGAAAUUGAAAAACAAAUUCCAAAAAAGUCCAAAAAUGCAAAAACUGCAAAUUCUGAGGAACCCGUUUUCACCUUCGCACUUUACCUUAAAAAUAUACUCAAGUCCGAAGUCAGUCAUUAA